AUGGGAUGCGCAUAAGUUAAGUAAAAAUAGAAAGGAGCUGCGAUUUAGUAUGAAAUUUAUGAAAGAGCCGAGCCUUCUGUAAUAUAAGUGUAGAAAAGAUAUGAUAUUCAAAAAAAUCCUAUAGUUUAACGAAGAGUUAAAAGUCAUUCAUAAACCCCUGACUUAUAAAAUAGAACUAAAUAAUAUUCUGAUUUACUUCCAAGUUCCAAACCCUAAUUUUGA
Paramecium octaurelia is the source of this 222-nucleotide messenger RNA. Lineage: Eukaryota; Ciliophora; Oligohymenophorea; Peniculida; Parameciidae. The record is from the annotation of a GenBank genome assembly.